AUGUCAGCGUACAACCAAAUAUGCUCCGUCCUGACAGCGGCUGCAUCUCCUCUUUCCGAGGUACGAAAGCCGGCUGACGAGCAGUUGAAAGCAUGGGAAAUUGAGCCUGGUUUUCAUUCGACUUUGCAGGCGGUUGCGUACGAUACGUCUCUUGAUAUUAGAAUCCGGCUGCUGGCCAUCAUUACACUCAAAAAUGGUAUCGACAAAUAUUGGCGAAAAACCGUGCGUGUCGGAGGCAUUCAACCUCCCGAAAAGUCUCAAAUCAAAAGCAAGCUUCUCACCACCUUUACAGAACCAAACGACAAACUCGCCAACUACAACAUACUCAUUAUAUCCCGCAUUGCCCGAUUAGAUUAUCCGAAUGACUGGCCGGAUUUGUUGCAUGUGCUUGUUGGGACGGUUGAGACGAGUUUUGCUGCCAAGGGGGAGGAGGUGGUCAAGGUGCGGGCUUUGAGUACGCUUUACGGGGUUGUCAAGGCGCUUUGUUAUUCAAUGAUGCCUGCGAGUCGCAAAAUGUUUCGAGAGCUCGCACCCCAGCUCCUUCAUUACACUGCAACCAUCUUUACAGACCGGUGCAACCACUUUAUAUCACUCUCAGAAGCCAUUGUCGCGAAUGCGGUUUCUGAUUACUCUGAGGCCGAAAGUGCCCUGCGAUUAGGGCUGAUUGCCUUGAAGGCGCUGCGACGCGUUGUUGUGUAUGGGUUCAAAGAGGUGGAACGCGUUCAAGAGGUGGUUGCGGUCUUUGGUGUGUUGCUGGAGUACUUGAAAAAGUUUUUGGUGUUGCGACCUGCAAUCCCACCUACGGCAACCCGACUUCACAAACUCGUGUCCUCCGCGGUUGUGCAGAUUGGAAAAGUCUAUCUGAACCUAGCGAACCAACAUGUAUCCGGAUUUGUUGUAAUGCCUGGUAGCAUGGAUGUUGUCAAAUACUACUGGAGUUUGGUGGAAAGUGGGGUCGGAAAUCGAGAGGACACGACAACGGAAAAGCUUCUCAUCCAGUCCCUCCGCCUCCUCAAAACCCUCCUUAGACCCCCAUCUGAGAAACACGACCCAUUGACCGCAACUCCUCCCGCUGACUCUCCCUCCAUCAAGGCUCUGAUUGGGCAGCACCUUUUGACACCUGAAUUCGUCCAGCGAGCUUGUGAGGUCUUGGUGGGGCGGUAUAUGGUCAUGACCAUGGAAGAGGUUGAGGUGUGGAAGGCGGAUCCGGAGGCAUGGAUUGAAGAGGAGGAGGCGGAUGCUUGGGAGUUUCAUUUAAGGGCCUGUGCAGAAAAAGUGUUUAUGGAUCUCAUGUCAACUAACCGUGCCGUAUUGCAGCCGGUUGUGAUGAACAUGUUGCGCAUGGUUGCUGACCCUUGCGAUCCUGCCGAUACGAACGCCAUCUUUCUCAAGGAUGCCGUAUAUUGCGCUAUCGGACUUGCCGCCCAUGAUUUAUACGAUUUAUUUAACACUACUUCAUCGCCGGAUUUCCAUGGCUCAUCUCCCACUGGCUCUCAAUCCAACCCCACACCAUCCCUUCGCCCGUACAUAUAUACCCUCUUAGUCCGUCUCAUGACACCACCCUACGACCUCGUCGUCCGACUCACAUGCAUAACAACGUUGAAAACUCUCGUGGACGACUUUGAAUUCGACCCAAAAACAUUUUACCCGUUCUUUGAUGUGUUUUUGAACGCGUUUUCUGGUAUUCUUGACGAUGUGGAUGGCGUUUCGAGUUGUGUGGGGGUUGUUGGGUGUUUGGGGGUUAUUAUAGAGAGGUUUCAAGGGGAGCUGGGUGCAUUUGUUCCGAAGAUUAUGGCGUUGUUGCCGAGGGUGUGGGAGGGGGCGGAAGGGCAGGAGAUGUUUCGGGCCUCGAUUGUGGUGGUUUUGCAGAGGCUUGUUGUGGCGCUGCGAGCGGAAUCGGUGCAACUCCACGAUUUUGUGAUUCCCGUUCUUUCCUUUAGUCUCAACGUUCAAAACCCGGCACAUAUUUACCUCCUGGAAGAUGCCAUUGAUCUCUGGCUAGCCGUUAUUCAGAAUACCCCGCGCUGUACACCACAACUUGCUGCUUUGCUUGAGUACGGUAUGGCGUUGUUAGAAUACGGAAGCGAGAGCUUGAAAACGGUGUUGAAGGUUGUGGAGAGUUACGUGGUUUUGGAACCGGUUGGGGUGUUACAGACGUACGCACAUCCUAUCCUCACACGCCUAUGCACUAUGCUUGGUUCCCUCCGCCCCGAAGCCUCCACUUCUAUCCUCCGCUGCUUGGACGUCAUCCUGCAGUCCUGCCACGCGUCUAACUGCUUCCACGCAAUACGCGACGUGUUGGUCCAAACUGGGCUGUUGGAGAAACUUGUGGGCGUCGUGGUGGAGGAUAAGGAGGUGGGCGUGGUGGUUGUCGGGUGUUUGGGAGUUGUUGGUCGGGUAGUUGUUUGCGAUGCUGCGGGGUUUGUGGGAGUUGUUGGUGCGUGGGUGAGUGCCUUGGUGGAUGCAUGGUGUGAUAAGUUUGAUAACAUGGGGUACGGCAAGCAACGGAAAUUGACUGCUAUGGCCCUCGCUACACUCUUUUCGACCGGUGCUCCAGACGUGUUUUCUCGGAUUCAGAACAUUUUGCCCGUCUUGUCGAGCGUUGCCAUUGAGUUACGGGAUUUGGACUCUGACCAAACAUUAAUCUAUACGUACGAACCCCGGACCGAUGACGAAGACGAUGCUUCUCUGGAUGCCCAGCGACGCAGGCUUCUCAUGGAGUCUGAUCCUGUGUCGGGGGUCGUGUUUGCUGGCUUUGUCAAGAAAUGUUUGGAGGAAUGUGAAAGCAAGGUUGGGCGGGAGGCGCUUUGGCAAGCGGUUGGUAGUGCUGGUGGAUUGGAUGCAUAUAAAAGCAUUUUCUAG
This is a messenger RNA of Spizellomyces punctatus DAOM BR117, 2862 nucleotides long. RefSeq lists its product as uncharacterized. Gene Ontology annotation, molecular function: small GTPase binding. The record is from RefSeq and is a predicted model, not a curated record. Gene Ontology annotation, biological process: protein import into nucleus. NCBI's taxonomy places the organism in Eukaryota, Fungi, Chytridiomycota, Chytridiomycetes, Spizellomycetales, Spizellomycetaceae. The transcript has 14 exons. Gene Ontology annotation, cellular component: nuclear envelope; cytosol. The coding region runs from base 1 to 2862 and encodes 953 amino acids.